This is a messenger RNA of Lactuca virosa, 6406 nucleotides long. The record is from the annotation of a GenBank genome assembly. NCBI's taxonomy places the organism in Eukaryota, Viridiplantae, Streptophyta, Magnoliopsida, Asterales, Asteraceae.
AUGGUAAGAUGUGAUAAGGAAUCGAACCAAUCAGGGAUGGAUUCAUUGAAGAAGUUUCCAUCUAAUGUUAAAAUCACUUCAAACAAUAGUGUUGGUGGUGUUGGAUUGAGAAGGUUUUGCUUCUUACUUUUGCCAAACAUCACACCUCUACUUUCUUCCUUUCCCUCCUCUUCAAACCUUAUCCACAACCAUCUCCACCUUCUACUGUCAUCGUCAGCAUCUCCUCGAUCAGCCACCUACUCUGGAGAUCGAAUCCACCAAACGCUGUUGGUUCUUCUUCGACAAUUCAUCAUUUAUCUUUAUCUCCCGAGGUUUGUUCCGUUUAUUUUGGUCGUUGUUUUCUCUGAAAGCUUUCCUAAGAGGGCAAAUAAAUUGGAGAAUGGAAGUUAAACUGAAGAAAAUUUCAAAAUAGAUAUAUGUGGCUAGGUUCACUAAUCUGGAUGAUAAGAUUGGAAACACUAGCUUCAAGGUUAUACAGUUAAGGGAAGACUACAAGAAAGACGAUGCAUAUUAUCUUCCAUUGUCAUUGGCAUUGGCAUAGGAUGAUUAUUUAAUAUAGAAGAUGUAGCUCGCAAUGCUGAAGAAGUUGUUCUGCUUCGGCAUUAUUAGUUCGAUCAGGCGGAAGAAAAAUUUGUUGGGGAAGCAUAGUUUUCAAUUGGUAAAAAUCGUUCGGCGGUCGACUGACGAUAAGCGAUUAAUCGGACUAGGUGGGGAUUAAUCGGAGAUGAUUAAUCGGGGACCCUUAAUUAUUAAUAAAAUUAUUUAAAAAAUUAAUAUUCCCUAAAAAGCUAAGUAUUUGAAAAUUUAAAAAUUUAAAAAUUUGAAAAUUUUAGUUUAAUAUUUUAAAAUUUGAAAGCUUAAAAAUUUGAAAGUUUAAAAUUUUGGUGUAAUAUUUGAAAAUUAAAUUUUUUUUAAAAUUCCCGCCUAUGACCGCCAAGAACUGCCAAGCCCGACUUUGACCGAUUUUGACCAUUUUUCGCCAAGAACCAUAAUCGUAAUCGGUUUAAGGCCGUCAAGCGAUUAAUCGGCCGCCAAUGCCGAUUUUUGCAACACCGGUUAUCAUUUAAGGUUUCUGGUAAUGUUUUUAGUCACUUCAAAGCAUCCUUCUUUUUUGUUUUUUUUUUCAACCUACAAGCCUUUUCUCUUCACUUACCUACUUUUUCUCUAAACAUGAGGCCCACAUUUGUGAGUAUCAGCUUGUAUUGCAAUGUCGUAUCGAAGGUGAUGCUGGUAAGUUUAUAAAAUUUAUUUACCAUUAUGUUCUUAAUAGUAAGAGUAAAUUAUAGAUUUGGUGCCUUAGUUCAAUUUUGUAAAUUUGGUCCCAAAAAGUUUUUUCAUUGUCUUUUGUACUUAGAAAUGGAGUUGGAUCAUGAAUUUUAUAUUCGUGACAUUAGGGGGUGUUUGGAUAGGGAAAAAACAGGUUGCUUAUUGCUUAAUCCCAUCGCAAUAAGCAAAUUUAAGUGUUUUGAUAGGUGUCUUUAAAAAUCAGCUUAUUGCGGUAGGAAUAAGCCAAAUAAGUUGAUUUUAAUAAGCAAGAGGGGGAAUGCUUAUUGCUUAUUGGUCAUUUUACUCAUAUACGCUGUUUUGUUUGCCUAACACUUAAAAUGCUUAUUGCUUAUUUCUUAUUCCCACAACAAUAAGCUAAUCCAAACAUAUUUUAAAAAAGUGCUUAUUCCACCGCAUAAGCAAAUAAGCAAUAAGCUAAUAAGCUAAAAACUAUUUAUCCAAACACCCCUUAGACAUCCGUACACAACUCUGGGAUUUGGAUUGAUUUGAUUUGGAGUCUUUUAUUCUUAUUUCAUUGUUAUACAUGUUCUUCAAAAAUCAUUUGCAUCUCACACUACAGUGGAGAAAUGAACCGCCGCCUCAGUAUUUGGUGAAGAACUUGGUGAAGAACCGGUAAAAUAAUUAAAAAUUAUUUUUUUGACCGCAGUGUAUGUCAAUCAAUAUCAUCAUCACUCAAUCCACCAUGUUGGUCUAAACAACUUCAUGUCUUUAGCCUACUAGCAUGGACCCUAUGACUCGAUGACGUGUUUGACACCUUGAUAAUUCAUAAUUCAUAGAAAGGGAGAGCCAUUGUUUUAACAAGACAUUAAGACCCCGACCCAACUGAAUAUGCUUUUAUUCGUCUGAUACACUCCAAUAUUCUCGGUCCAACAUCAAACAAUAUGCACCAAACACUAACAAAACAUGCAUCUAGUAGAUCAGGUGGGCUGGUAUCUAUUUGGGACAGGAAUUACUUCACUUCUUCUGAGGUCAUUAAAUCUCGUUCCUUUUUUAUUGUUAUUGGUAUCUGUUCAUCCUACUCCUGCCCGGUGGCGUUUGUGAAUGUCUAUGGACCCCAAUCCCCUUCUGAGAAGCGCAAUUUAUGGGAGGAGUUGCUUCUCAUCAAAAAUUCUCGCUAAGCAUGCUGGAUUGUCUUUGGUGAUUUUAAUGUGGUGAGAAGACAGGAGGAGCGUAUUAAUUCCAUGUUUUGUCAAUCUAGUGCUAAUUAUUUCAACAACUUCAUCGAAUUAGCGGGAUUUCAUAAACCAAAAAUGGGGGGUUUUCGAUUUACUUAUUUUCAACAGUCUGGAGCGAAACUUAGCAAACUAGAUCGUUUUCUUGUUUGUUCGGAGUUCUCCAAGUUGUUCCCUCAUGUAUCAGUCACGGCUCUACCAAGAGAUAAAUCAGAUCAUUGUCCCAUUCUACUUUCUCAAUCCAGAGCAAACUUUGGUCCCCUUCCAUUCAAGCUAUUCAAUUCCUGGCUUCCUGGCUGACCAGUCAAGGGUUCGAUGAAGUGGUUAGCAAGGCCUGUCGUGAAUUCAUCGGUUUUGGUCCCCCCGACUCGAGGCUAUUGAAUAAGUUGAAAGCAAUCAAAAAGGCGAUUCGUGAAUGGCGAUCUUUGGAGUUUUCUAAGGAAUCGGCAGAACUUAUAAAACUCAAGGAGGCCCGUACCGAUAUUGAUAAAAGGCUUGAAUGUGGCUGUUUUAAUGAUGUCGAUUUGGUUGAAAGAACCAGAAUUUCAGGAAGAAUAGAGGAGCUUGAAAGGCUUGCAAUCAUUGAUUUGAAGCAAAAAGCUCGGAUUAAAUGGACGAUAGACGGGGAUGAAAAUUCUCGUUUUUUCCAUGGCUAUGUAUCCAACCGAACGAGGAGGAAUCACAUACAUGGCAUUCUAAUUAAUGGUGAAUGGGCGAGUGAUCCGGUGGCCAUGAAAGCAGAGUCGGUACGAUUUUUUGCUGACAAAUUCAGCGAAAGAUGGGCAGAUAGACCAAAAUUUCACAGCAGUAAAUUCAAAAUGAUUUUUGAUGCUAGCCGAGGAUUUUUGGAGGAGACUUUUUCUUGUGAAGAGAUUAAAAAUGCUAUUUGGAGUUGUGGUAGCGAGAAAGCCCCGGGGCCUGAUGGCUUCACAUUUAAAUUCUUCAAACGCUUUUGGUCGAUACUAAAGGAUGAUAUUGUUGGUUGUGUUAGAUAUUUUGAUGCAUUCGAUUCUUUAUCAAGGGGCUGCAAUUCCUCUUUCAUCACACUAGUUGCCAAAACAAAGGACCCUCUUGUUCUUAAUGAUUAUAGACCCAUUAGCCUCAUUGGGUCUAUUUAUAAGAUCAUUUCCAAGUUACUUGCCUCCAGAUUAAAAUCAGUGAUCAGUGAAUGCAUUGAUGAGGUCCAAACGGCGGUUGUGGCUAAUAGAUACAUCCUGGAGGGUCCGCUCAUAGUCAAUGAAGCUUGCUCUUGGGGGAAGGCGAAAAAGAACAAAAAUACUUAUCUUCAAAGCAGACUUUAAUAAGGCCUUUGACUCAUUAAAUUGAGGUUACUUGGAUUCUAUGAUGUCGCAAAUGAAUUUUGGAGGUAAAUGGAGAAUGUGGAUAAGAGGGUGUUUGGCAUCAGCAAAGGCGUCGGUGAUUGUAAAUGGUAGUCCGUCAUGUGAAUUCCCAUUUCAAAAAGGUGUUCGUCAAGGAGACCCGCUCUCGCCAUUUCUCUUCAUCAUUGCAAUUGAGGGUUUAAAUAUUGCUAUGAAAGAAGUUGUGCAAAAGGGCAUUUUCAAGGGUAUUUCUAUUCCAAACGUCGGGCCUCCGUUGUCGCAUCUAUUCUAUGCGGAUGAUGCGAUUUUCUUGGGUGAAUGGUCAAAGCAUAAUAUCGAUAACCUUGGCCGUAUUCUUAGAUGUUUUUAUGUUUCAUCAGGGCUUCAAGUGAAUUUUAACAAAUCAAAAGUUGCUGGCAUUGGUGUGAUCGAUCGAGAAGUUGAGAGAGGGGCUGCCCCGCUGGGGUGUGAGACGGCCUCCCUCCCCUUUAAGUAUCUUGGGGUUCCGGUUGGGGCUAAUAUGAACUUAAUUAAAAAUUGGAAGCCAAUUGUGGAUAAGUUCAAAUCAAAAUUAUCGUUAUGGAAAGCAAAAAAUUUAAGCUUUGGUGGUAGAAUAACGCUUGCUAAAGCCGUCUUGGGUAAUCUUCCCAACUAUUAUUUAUCGAUCUUCGCUGCCCCAACAGGUAUACUUGAAAUCUUGGAAAGGAUUCGGAGGAACUUUAUUUGGGGGGGAGAAGGUGAGUCCCAAAAGAUCAAUUGGGUGGCAUGGGAGAGAUUAAUAGCACCACGUGAAGUUGGCGGUCUCGGUAUUGGAUCCAUAAAAGCUCUUAACAUUUCUUUAUUAUCUAAAUUGUGGUGGAAGCUCAAAAAUUCUCCUAAUUCAUUAUGGUCUUGCGUUAUAAACGGUAUUCACUACAUGGGGAGUCUGAAUGAUAAUAUUGCUGCUUCAAAAAAUAUCCCUGGAGUUUGGAAUAAUAUUGUUAGAUGCAAAAAUUAACUUAGAAAAGUAAACAUUCUAGUUCAUGAUGUUAUUAGAAGAUCACCAACCGACGAUACUUGGGAAUCAGAUUUUUGCAAGGAGAAUUACUGUGUAGCUAUGAUGAGAACGAGAAUAGAUAGAUCCCCCCACCUAAUCUGUGACCGUGAAUUUCCAUGGUUUAAGUGGGUGCCAAUGAAAGUUCUAUGUUUCGCUUGGCGAGCUAGAUUGGGUCGAAUCCCAACUUUGUUGGCUCUUAGCCGCAGGAAUGUUAAGGUAGACUCCCAAUGGUGCAGUGCAUGUAUCUCGAGGUUAGAAACUUCCGACCAUCUCCUAGUGGACUGCCCGUUUGCGGAUCAUGUGUGGAGGAGUCUGGCGAUGUGGUGCGGCAUUGGGAAGAUAAUCGCCAACUCGGUUAGAGGAAUUAUUGAUGAGGCUGUCAGAUUGAAGAUGGGUUCCAAUCGCAAGAAGAAGGCUCUGUUCUCGAUCCUCUAUGGUGUUUUGUGGGCGAUUUGGCGUGCCAGGAAUGAUAGAAUUUUCAAUGGCGUUAUUGCUGAUCCGAUUAAGGUUAUCGAUUCGAUUAAGUCUAUGACAUUUCUGUGGGUUAAACAUAGAUAUGGCAGGUGUUGUUUUAAUUGGGGUGAUUGGAUUAGCUCCCCGUUAAACUGUUUGUAAUUUGAACUUUGUCUUUUGUUUUUUUCUCCUUCCUCUAGCGCCUUGCUAAGGUUGGUGCUUUUUAUAAUAUAUUUGCCGGUUCAAAAAAAAAAACAUUAAAAUAACUCUUUGUUAAUAAUAGUUACACCAAGCCCAAAACACUCGAUCGUAACUAUUAGAUAUCAAUAAAAAAUUAAUUAAAUUACGAAUAGGUGGCAGGACGUUAAGUAAACCCUCAUAAAACAAAACCAUUAAUAACUUAACCAAACAAACUUUCCAUUGAAUCAUGUAACAAAAAAAAACCCAUCACAUCAUCUAUGACCAAAUUAAGUGUAAUUUAUUCACACCAACUACUUUACAUUCAAUUAUCCAACACUUAUCUAAAACAAUAUGAUUACAUAUUUUGACACAUAAAUCGCUCUUGCUAGAAUAAAAACUAACUCAUUUACCAAAUUGAUAAAACAAAAUUACAAUCAACUAAGACGAUAAACACAAAAAAAUAAAAAAAGACCCACAUUAUUCAAAACAUUACAUAAUUAUCAUACCAAUUUAGAAAAAACAUUGUUAAAAAACAUCGUUCACUACCCAAAAAAAAACAGAAAAAAAAUGAUGACCGAACAGCUAGAGGAAUUACUACACGCACUAAUUCAGGAUAUACAACAAGCCAGUGCCACUAUGGGAGCCUUACGCGCACGAUUUGAAGGUCAGAUGGUUAACCACGACGUUAUACCAGAGCCACAUAUGCAUUUAGCCUGGUGAGGCAGUGCUACUCAAGGGUCGAAACCGACAUCUCUGGUCUACGCAAGGAGGUGAACGAUGGAGUUUCUGCACUAAGGUGCAUGGUUAGGGACCUUCCCGAUGACUAGAUCAGACGUCACUCAUGCCUACUUUCUUUUGCUUAAGACUAUGCACUAUGUUAUAAUGGUACGCUGUAAGUCUUCCGUUGUAAAAGGGAUGUUAUAAUGUCUUAUGCUUUUGCUAUUCCAAUGUCUUCUCCA